GCAGGGGGCUAAGGCAGAAGCAGCAGCGGCUGUUGCAGGUCAGGAAGGGGGGGGAGGGGGGGAGAAGGCACAUGUGCUUUGCAGCCUUCCCCUCCCCUCCCCCCAGCACUCACCUGGAGGAGACACCUAGGGGGCUUCUGGUCCGGUGGGAGACAGGAAUCUCUGCAGUGGACCUCACUCACCUUACCAGCUGCUGGGGCUUCGGUCGGUUCGGCCUCCCUGUCCAGCGUCUGUCAUCUGGUAGGAUCCCUUCUCCUGCAAAGAGGACCCCUCCCACCCUAAAUAAUGAGGAGUCAAUUAAUAAAGGUGAGGAAACUGUUGGAGGAAAAUCCCUAACUCUUCUAUCACUAGGAUGGAUAGAUGCCUGCAGGUGUCUUCAGUGCUUGACAAAGAACAUUUCCAGAUAUGUUGCAGAUAUUAAGCCUUUGCCUCCCAACAUAAAAGAUAAGCUGAUAAAAUUAAUGAGUAUGCAAGGGCGGAUAACUGAUUCAAAUAUCAGUGAGGUGCUGCACCCAGCAGUGGAGACACUAGAUCUUAGAGAUUGUGAUAUUUCAGAUACUGCCCUGCUGCAACUUUGUAAUUGCAAGCAACUGAAAAAAAUUAACUUAAAUUCCUGUAAAGAAAACAGACUAGCCAUCACUUCAGAAGGAGUCAGAGCUCUGGCCUUGUCUUGCCCUUAUUUACGUGAAGCCUCAUUUAAAAGAUGCUGCAAUGUAUCAGACAGCGGAGUUCUGGCUCUGGCGCUCAAUUGCCAUCUUCUACAAAUAGUGAACUUAGGCAGCUGCUCAGGCAUCACCGAUGCAUCCCUGCACGCGCUUGGACAGAACUGCGGAUUUCUACACAGUGUGGAUUUUUCAUCUACUCAGGUGACUGAUAAUGGUGUCAUAGCACUAGUUAGUGGGAUGUGUUCAAAGAAUUUAAAGGAGAUCCACAUGGAACGCUGUGUGACUCUGACAGAUGUAGCUGUGGAAGCUGUCCUUACCUGCUGUCCGGAGAUCUAUAUUCUGCUGUUUCAUGGAUGCCCACUGAUAACAGAUCGUUCCCGAGAAGCCUUGGAGCAAUUAGUUGGACCAAACAAAAUUAAGCAAGUGACAUGGACUGUUUAUUGAUUUUUAUAUAAAGUUCCCGGAUGGUAAAGCAUUUUCAGGAAACAACCAUCUCUGGGGAACAGCUUUCUCUCUGGUAACCACUGUCUUUUGUAAUACCAGAUUCCUUCAUUCUUUGUUUCUACUAGAGCUCUCUGUCAGUAUCCAAGUCCUUUCAUGUCUUAGGUGUGCCUGCCUAAUACCCUGUUAAACGAUAUUUCUUGUAAUUAAAGCAAUGCCUCUCUUUA
Malaclemys terrapin pileata is the source of this 1333-nucleotide messenger RNA. It is a transcript of the gene AMN1, whose product is annotated as antagonist of mitotic exit network 1 homolog. Gene Ontology annotation, cellular component: SCF ubiquitin ligase complex. Bases 72 to 1109 code for a protein of 345 amino acids. Gene Ontology annotation, molecular function: protein binding. Gene Ontology annotation, biological process: SCF-dependent proteasomal ubiquitin-dependent protein catabolic process. NCBI's taxonomy places the organism in Eukaryota, Metazoa, Chordata, Testudines, Emydidae. The record is from RefSeq and is a predicted model, not a curated record. The transcript has 9 exons.